CACAUCUCAAAGUCAUUAUUAUUUUAAUAACAGUCUUUUAUUUCCAAAUUCAGGAAAUGAUCCCAACUCACGAAACUCUACAAAGUUUACUUCAGAUGAACUCAACCUCCUCUAGUCAAAGUGAAGAGGGUCUUCAGAUACCAUCCCACACCAGUCAACACACACCGUCACUCAUUCCUCCGGAUAAAGUGCUAACUAAACAAAGUGCCAUCCAAUUACUCAAACUUCAGCCUACUGGUCAGCUUUGUCCUCCUGCAAGGUGUCGAGAAGCAUGGGUGCAAUCUCAACCAGACCUUAAUGUUACCAAACAACCGUAUGAAAACCAGACUGCCCCCAAACACAUAAAUCUCAGAUAUUGUGACUCUAAAGCUUUAAAGAAAGGUAAAGAGAAGAAAGCCAGGUGGACGGAUGUCACAUCCAGUAGGCCUGGCAAACAAUUUCAUCUGAAUCAGGUAGCAGCCUGUGAUCAGCAGUACAUCCCUGACAGACAUCAAGGUCAGCAGAGAGGAUGUAGCUACCCUCCUUUCCCUCUGCUUCAGCACCAUCUUCAGGAUCUCUCUUCUCAAGUGAGGCCACUGCUACACCUUUAUCCUGCUCAGCAUUUACUUUCAAGAAGCUCGGUGUUUCAAGCAAUUAAGACAACUUCUCAGAGUAAAUGGGAAAUACCCCAAGCUGCUGGGGUCCGUGCAGAUAUCUGUCAUGCUAAUAUACCACCUUUGAGGUCAAGCAUGCCUCAACUUAAAGAGGUCUACCCGCCUGUGCCAACUACCAGCCUUAUCCCAGUAUCGAAAUUGACUGCAUUUGAACAAAGAAAUGAGGCAGAGAGACUCCAAAGACAACAAACUGGAUGGUGGCAGCUUCUUGAAAGGGGUGAUUUGCCAAAUCACCAACAAAUCUCAAAGAGAGAAAGAUGUAAAAAGAAGCAACAUGAACAGUCACAGAAGAAAGAAACAGGGCCUCAUCUGUUCACUGUGGAAGACUCAGCUACUAAAACAGAAGAGAAGGUUGCAGGAGGGAGCCUUCAUCCUCCUGCACAACACAUCACUCUAACUGAGAACACAGACUGUAAGCCAUCAAAUGCUGACCUGGGAGACGGAUUUAUUAUUCCACCAGGGUCCUUUGACUCUCUGUUGCAUGAUCGAAGCAUACUUACGGGAUGUUUGCCUACCUCUGCUGAACUGCACUGCUUUGCUUCAAUAAGCAAAAGACCAGCAGAUACAAGCCAUGCUGCCACAAACACUGACCCAGUUCCAUCUUUUGCUGCUAUUGGAACAAACACAGAAAUUGUAGCCUUGACGAUUCACCAGCCAAUUUCUGCAAUAUCAUAUAAAGAUGCUGAAACUGAAACAGAGCCAUCCGCACAUUUUGGAAAAAGACCCAGGGCUUCAGCAGAGGAAACAGCGUCGCCUGCCAUGCUGCCACCCGAUGUUUUUCUAAAUCUAAGAUUUCCAGCAGUGUCUGAACAGGAAAUGGCAUCUGCAAAAUUCAUUGAUCCUGCAAUCGAUAUGGAUCCCGCUGGACGGCAGUUUUUAAGUGUGAUCGAUAUUGAUGCUGCAGAGCUGAUAAAGGAUUUGACUUUGUCUCCAGAGCCCUCAGCUUUAGUUUCUCGAUGUAAAAUUAGGUCAUCAGAUUCUGAUCUCCAUCUUGUGGCUGCUUCUGAAGUAAAUAUUGAUCCUUCUGGUUUGGUCCCAGUUGAUAACAAACAUGACUUCAUCACUGCAGCUUUUGAAGAAUCUGAUUCUUCAGUUUCACCAGAAUUUCCACUGAUAAAACCCAGUUCUUUAGACCCUGGAGGUGAACCAACCAAAUGGUUUCUGUCACAGGAUGACACCAUGAUUGGGUUAUUGCCACAGUCUUUAAGCCAAUCUGUGAUCCACAAGCAUGUUGCUACCAAACUCUCAGAGAUGGACAUUCAGCUGACUGCAUUGCAGAAUAUUGCUAAGGACAUGGAACUGGAGUUUUCCAACACCCGACUGCUGGUGAAUAAAAUUGAAAUGUUUGGUGCAGUCAUCAACCCAGAACUGAAAACAGAGAAUGAGUGUGAGCUGAGGAUUUUACCUGAGCAAGAAGCAUCAGUAUGUCCGAGUCCUGUCUCUGAAUUGACAGAUCUGAUGGAGGAAGCAGGGAAGCAUCUCCUUCCAGAGUCUACUUUUGCACCCGUUAUCCCUGCAGUCCCAGAAGGACGCCCUCCUUCCAUUAAUGAAAACAUUUCAAGUGCUCAGUAUCUUGACGAGAUUUCUGAUCCUGUUUUCCAAGUCACACAGAGCAGUAGUGCAAAAGAAGUCCUCAGUGGCAAUCUGGUCCAUCAUAGGGCCGGCACAGAUCCACAGAUGUUUACAACAGAAACUGAAAUGUCCACAGAAACACUGGAUGCUUUCCACCUGACAGGAUUAAGUGAUGUUGCUGACAUUCUUGGUGAUCUGCUCACCGAAAGUGGAGUUGCUGCCUGUGAACUCGGCCUGUCUGAAGCACAAGCUUGCAAGCUGAUGAGAAUGCAUGAGAAUCAAACCAGCCAGCCGUGCCACACAGUAACCAGAAGUGAGCAGGAGAGACGAGAGAUCAGGGAAUGGAUGAGAAGAAAACGUCAGGAGAGACAAGCAGAAUAUCGCAAAGAACAAGAGAAGCAAAAAGAGCAAGAGCACUGUCCAUCCAUGGCUGCAGCUAAAAGAAAUGUCAGGUCUAAAGAAACAACAUCAAACAAGAAAAUGAAAGAAGGCAGCAAUAGGAUGGAUCUGUCAAAGAAUCACAUUAAAAGGAAGAGGGAAGCCAUACAUUUAAUGAAUGAAAUUCUGUCUGAUACUGUGGAACUGACUGCCAGACCUCUGCUCUCCCCAAAAGAUGCAUCUAUGAAGUCAAAGCCAAAGGUGGCAAAGGGAGGGAGUAGUGUGAGCUGUAACCAGUCUCUUCAUCCAGCAUGCCGUGGUACUUCUAGUCUAAGUCAAACAAGAUCGACUACCACUUCUCCUGGCAGAGUUACACAAAUAUCAGGCUCAUCGACUCGAAUAUUACCUAGAAAAGCUGAGGAUAAAGGAAGGCCUAGCAGUACACACACUCCUGGUAGGCAAAUGGUUGCAGUUUAGAAUUAUAAAACAAUGAUCUGCAUUUAAAUGUUAUAUAGGUAGAAGAGCAGAACCUAAGGAUUCAAGAU
Erpetoichthys calabaricus (reedfish) is the source of this 3148-nucleotide messenger RNA. Its product is annotated as ciliogenesis and planar polarity effector 1-like. Gene Ontology annotation, cellular component: ciliary transition zone. The coding region runs from base 57 to 3080 and encodes 1007 amino acids. The record is from RefSeq and is a predicted model, not a curated record. Gene Ontology annotation, biological process: cilium assembly. The transcript is spliced from 20 exons. Lineage: Eukaryota; Metazoa; Chordata; Cladistia; Polypteriformes; Polypteridae.